Molecule: messenger RNA, 1836 nt
Organism: Cyprinodon variegatus (sheepshead minnow)
Lineage: Eukaryota; Metazoa; Chordata; Actinopteri; Cyprinodontiformes; Cyprinodontidae
Product: E3 ubiquitin-protein ligase TRIM39-like
Exons: 2
Coding region: 14-1747 (577 amino acids)
Molecular function (GO): zinc ion binding; protein binding
Source: RefSeq, a predicted model, not a curated record
CAAUCCUGCAGAUAUGGCCUCAAAUUGCAGCAUCCUUUAUGAAGAACUGCUCCUGUGUUCAAUCUGUCUUGGUGAGUUUAAUGAGCCUGUCUCCACUCCAUGUGGACACAACUUCUGCAAGGGUUGCAUCAUGAAAUACUGGAACAGUCUGGUUAGUGGACCUGCACAGUGUCCUCUCUGUAAGAAAAAGUUGGGCAACAAACCAAGGCUCCAGGUCAACACAGAGUUUAGAGAUAUGGUGGAGCAUUUCAACCACAUGAGAGUCAAGGACUUGCCUAAGAUCAUCGCCAAACCAGGAGAGGUUACCUGUGACAUCUGCACCAAACCAAAGCUUAAAGCCAGCAAGACGUGCCUGGUGUGCUUGGCCUCGUAUUGUGAGAUACACUUGGAGUCACACCAGAACCUCAACAAGCACAAACUGAUUGAUCCUGUGUCCAAUCUGGAGGACAAGGUGUGCAAAAAGCAUGACAAGAUGCUAGAGCUCUACUGCUGCACCGACGAAGAGUGUGUUUGUCUGAUUUGUUUAAAUGACGACCACACAUCACAUAAGGUUGUUCCACUGGAGCGCGCCUUUAAAGACAGAAAAGCCAUUUUCGACAACUUGACCUCAGAGUUAAAAGAGAUGGAGAACGUUAUGUCAGGGAGUGUUAGAAAAAACAAAGAUUCAGUUCAGAGAAGCAGGGACAUGUCAGUAAAUGACAUUGGACAACUUGUACAAGUUUGGAGAGCUCUAGUGGCUUUUCUUCAAAGAAAACAGGGAGAGUUGGUUAAGGAAAUUGAAGAGAAGCAGAAAGAAUCAGAGAAACAAGCUGAAGAUCAGAUAACUCUCCUGGAACAAAAACUUUCUGAUUUAAAAAGAAGGAGAUCAGAUAUUGAGAAGCGCAUACAGUUAGAAGACUACCUCUACCUGCUGCAGAGCUGUCAGUUCAAACAAAUACCCGAGAACACUUACCAGAUUGAUCAACUGACUGAACAGCCCACCAAUGUAAAGAUAGUGAAAAAGUCAGUGGCUCAGAUUAAAGAGAGAGUCAUUAAGGAGGUAGAUACGCUGAUUAAUAAGGUAAGGUCAUCUGAUUUCAGUGAACCACCUGAACAGUCAGAUGAGGAUGAAAACAAAAGGAUGGGAAAUUCUGUCCAAGACGCGUGGCGUCCACCGAAGGACAGGCUCAUGAUGAUUCAGCAAUGCAAUGCAGUUAAUGUGACGUUAAACUCCUAUAGCGCACACCCACAUCUUACUGUAUCUGGAGAUGGGAAGACACUGAGCUUAAGACAGAGUGAGCAAUGGUUCCCUGUUUUGCGAUGGCAAUUUAAAAGUUGUUGUGCUGUAUUGGCAAAUGAAGGUUUUAAUUCAGGAAGGUUCUACUAUGAAGUGGUAGUCCCCAACAGUCAAUACUUGGUCUUGGGAGUAGUUAAAGAAUCAGUUAACAGAGAAGUCUGGCCUCUCUCACCUGAGCAAGGAGCCUGGUUAUGGUUUGGGCCAUAUUUUCAAGAGAACAUCGAAAAAAUUGGUGUGUUCGUAGAUUACGAGAAGGGAGAAGUUUCCUUCUAUGACGUCAAUUCCAGGACCCUGUUACAAUCCUUAACAGAAUGCUGCUUUACGGAGACAAAAACAGGAGUGCAAGGUUUGCUUUACUCAGUUAUAGGACUUUCACCGGUAUACAGACCAAAGAUCUACCCCUUCUUUAUGUACAAUGGCUGUUAUUUACAAGAUAGUCUUACUAUCACUCCGGUCGAAUGCACAUGCUAAGAUAAUCCUAAGAUACCUGAGAAAUGGAUGAUCUAAUGAAAAAAAAUGUAUAUCAACUUGAUUAAAAAUCACUGUUAAUGUUAAUGAGG